This is a messenger RNA of Rosa rugosa (rugosa rose), 1113 nucleotides long. Its product is annotated as putative disease resistance protein RGA3. Gene Ontology annotation, molecular function: ADP binding. Lineage: Eukaryota; Viridiplantae; Streptophyta; Magnoliopsida; Rosales; Rosaceae. Gene Ontology annotation, biological process: defense response to fungus. Bases 202 to 669 code for a protein of 155 amino acids. The record is from RefSeq and is a predicted model, not a curated record. The transcript has a single exon.
AGAAAACAUUUCGAAGCAGACAAAAGAUGUCCUGGAUUCGGAAGUAACCGCCAUGGACACAGAUUAUCACAAACACUACCGUCAACUUCUUUGGUAGAAAAGUCUGUGUAUGGAAGAGAUGAAGAGAAAGAAACAUUGGUUAAAUUAUUGCUAUCAGAUGAUGAGACUGGCAAUAAAAUAGGUGUGAUUCCUAUUGUGGGUAUGGGUGGGAUCGGAAAGACCACCCUUGCCCAGUUUCUAUACAACGAUGUUAGAGUCAAGCAACAUUUUCAACUCCAAGCAUGGGUUUGCGUUUCAAAAGAAUUUGAUGUUUUUAGGAUCUCGCAACACAUUUAUGAGUCCCUCACCUCAGAAGCUUGCCAAAGCACAAACCUUGAUCUGCUUCUAUCAAACUUGCAGGCAACUUUGAGGGGGAAAAGGUUCUUCUCUGUUCUUGAUGACAUCUGGAACAAGAAUUAUAACCAGUUGGAAUUCUUAAAGCGUCUCCUUGAGUGUGGAGCACAUGGAAGCAAGAUUAUUGUAACAACACGUGAUGAAAAUGUUGCACGUAUGAUGGGUAACCUUGAAGCUCACCGUCUCAUGCCAAUGUCCGAGCAAGAUAGUUGGUCAUUAUUUAAAAAUCAUGCCUUCAAAAAUGCAGUUGUUGGUGCACGCACACACACAUCUUGAAGAAAUCGGUAGACAAAUUGUUCAGAAGUGCAAUGGUCUUCCUUUGGCUAUUAAGUCCCUUGGGGGUCUCUUAUGUUCUAAACUGUUAAUGGAGGAAUGGGAAAGUAUAUUGAACAGUGACAUGUGGGAGUUCUCAUCCGAUGUGUUGUAGGAGAAUGGAAUUGCAGAGCGAAUUGUCUGUUUAUUAUUGAUAAUAGGAGCCCUUAUAUAGGGAGUUACAAGGUACACAAAAGGUAAUCCGAAUACAAUUGAAUAUCUAGAACACUUUCCUAUUACAACUCUAAACCCUAGUUUGAGGAGGCACACAUUAUGUCGACAUCCUUCAACACUCCCCCUUGUGCCGCUCAAACUUGGUGAUGACGCUUUGAUCGUUGCCUCGUUAAAAACCUUGCCAGGUAACAAAAACCCGGUGGGACAAAAAUAACCCUGGUCGAAGGACAAAAA